AUCAUCUCACCAUGCAUGGUUUCAAGUAUCAACCGUAAAUUGGUUUAGUUCAAUAACAUAUUUUACACAUUCAUACAUCUUAAAGCUGCGAUGAAAGCUGGGUCAUCAACAUUCACCAUACUCCUAUACGUUCUUGCUAUCUCGCUGGUCUUGUCUCCAAUACUUCCAUGUCAAGCAACUAGUUUGCCUCUAGGAGGUGGAGGGCGUAAGUUGAUGGCACCGUCACCACCAAUUCUCAUGUGUCCACAGUGUGAAUGUUGUGCACCUGCUCCACCCGGUUUUUGCUGCCCAUGUCGUUGUCCAGACGGUCCCUAAAAAAGUCACAGCCUCAUCAUAAGGGCCUAUUGUCAUGUGUUAAAUAUGUGUGAUCGUUUAGUUUAUAUGUAUGAAUAAUUAAGUAAAACAAAAAAUGUACUUUUAUGUGUGUUUGAAUAAGCAAAUUCGGGUUCUGUUGUAUGAUUUUAAGUAUUUUAGUUUUGAUGUUCUCCUUGGAGAGGUAUUAAGUGCAAUAAAGUUAUUGAAAGCGUAUAGAAUUCACUACAA
Molecule: messenger RNA, 543 nt
Organism: Capsella rubella
Lineage: Eukaryota; Viridiplantae; Streptophyta; Magnoliopsida; Brassicales; Brassicaceae
Exons: 2
Coding region: 91-315 (74 amino acids)
Source: RefSeq, a predicted model, not a curated record